Molecule: messenger RNA, 156 nt
Organism: Eimeria tenella
Lineage: Eukaryota; Apicomplexa; Conoidasida; Eucoccidiorida; Eimeriidae
Product: 40S ribosomal protein S29, putative
Exons: 2
Biological process (GO): translation
Cellular component (GO): cytosolic small ribosomal subunit; ribosome
Molecular function (GO): zinc ion binding; structural constituent of ribosome
Source: RefSeq, a predicted model, not a curated record
AUGGGCACUACCUACAACAUCCGCCCCAAGAAGUUCGGGCCUGGCAGCCGCCAGUGCCGUGUGUGCUUCAACCGCCACGGCAUGGUCCGGAAGUACGGAAUCAACAUGUGCCGGCAGUGCUUCAGAGAGCGAGCGGCGCUCAUAGGUUUCCAGAAG